Penaeus chinensis is the source of this 5213-nucleotide messenger RNA. RefSeq names its product insulin-like peptide receptor. Gene Ontology annotation, biological process: positive regulation of kinase activity; cell surface receptor protein tyrosine kinase signaling pathway; multicellular organism development. Lineage: Eukaryota; Metazoa; Arthropoda; Malacostraca; Decapoda; Penaeidae. Gene Ontology annotation, molecular function: transmembrane receptor protein tyrosine kinase activity; protein binding; ATP binding. The record is from RefSeq and is a predicted model, not a curated record. Bases 1 to 4986 code for a protein of 1661 amino acids. The transcript has 25 exons. Gene Ontology annotation, cellular component: signaling receptor complex.
AUGGAUUCGUUCCUGCUUCUGGAAAGGAUAAGCGGAAUCUGUGAGCAGGAGUGCACGAGCGGAUGUGUGGGCGGGGAGUGUUGCCACCAGGAGUGCGUGGGCGGCUGCAGUAGCCCCCGCAACGCCUCCAGCUGCGUGUCCUGCAGGCAUGUCCUUCUCCGGGGGAGCUGUCUGGAGGCUUGUCCGCCCAACAUGUAUAAGAUGUAUGACAACACCUGCGUCACGAUGUCCGAGUGUCGAAAGAAGAAAGGGUUCUUAGUGGAGGAUACUCGGAAGUGUGAAGGGUGCCCGCCCAACCACAGGGAGCACAGGGGGGUCUGCGUGCAGGGACGAGACGUCUCUCGUAGCCGCGUGGAUGCUGUAGUUAGCAGCAUCAGCCAGGCCGAGAACUUGCGACGCUACACCUCCGUCCACUCCCUCGUCAUCUCCAUCGCUGGGGGAGAAAACGUGGAGCGAGAACUGCAGCGGUGUCUUGCCAAUAUCCAGGAGGUAGAGGAUUACGUGAAAAUAUUUAAGACGAAUAUCACCUCCACAGAAAUUCUGCCGAACCUCAGGGCGAUCCACGGGAAGAACCUCGUGUACAACAACUACUCCCUCGUGGUGCUGGACAACCCCAACCUCCGCACGCUAGCCCCCUGGACGAACCCCGACAGGCGCUUCUCCAUCGGCCGCGGCAAGGUCUUCUUCCAGGCGAAUCCGCGGCUCUGCCUCGACCAGAUCUAUUCGCUGGUGACCUCGGCGAACCUCUCGUCCGUCUCCGAAACCGACGUCUCGACUUUCUCCAACGGACAGAGGGCUUCGUGUGAAGUGUACGAACUUCCCGCUCAGGUAAAGGCUUCCCCUCACUACGGCACACUGCUCAUCACAGUUGGCCCUGUGCCUUCGACCCUCCUCGCCUCUGUCAACGCCUACUACAUCAGCUACAGGAAAGCGACUCAUAAUGCCACCCAGUAUGAGGAGACCUGUAAGGAAUUUACGCCCAAAACCUCAGCCAGCGGCGUGUUUGACCUCCAGCUCCUCGGCCUGGAGUCAGCUACACGAUAUGCGGUCUAUGUUAAAGCCUUUUCCCUCACUCCUGGGGGGACGGUGGUGCAGUCAGCCAUCAAAUAUGCCUUUACGAGCCCUUUUAACCCGAGCCAGCCGGUGGGUCUCGGCUGGGCUUCCCCCAAGAGCUCAGAGCUGGAGCUUUGGUGGUCGAAACCCGUCUACCCUAAUGGUGCUGUUGACCAUUACCUGGUGACCCUGGUGAUGGUUCCCCGCGUCAAGGCCAUCUCCAGAGACUUCUGCAGUCCAUCAGUCGACAUCACGCUUAAAGCCAUAGCCCAGCGCGCGGAGGAAAAGCAAGACUCUUAUCUCAAGAUGCGGAAGCAGAGAUGGGAGGAAGACCUGGCCUCUUCCAAGACUCCCGAAGCGAACACCUGCUCAGUUCCCCCCAGGUGUUGCAGCUGCGGCGGGGGGGAGGGGGAGAAGGAGUAUGUUGAGGAGAGGGAGAACAAAUCCACACAGGACUUUGAGCUUUACAUAAUGGACGAUGAUAUGUAUAAGGAAGUAAUCUACACCAGAAGUCAGAGAAAAUUACAAAGCAAAUCGAACGCUCAAGAACCGCCAUUUCAAGACGCUCUUCAAGGCUCUUUUGUUCCGGGGAGGGACGCUCACUGGAACAGCGACCUCCUCCAGGCUUCGCUCACGGGAGGGAACAGCGGCCCUUCCCUCCUCCCCGUCGGCCUUCAACACGUUGCGAAUAACUAUACGAAAAUUAUUGAUGGCGGUACGAACAAAAGGCGAGAAACUCUACGGCAUCUACCCGCUCAUUAUCAACUACACUAUUCCAACAGCACGCACCGGGUUCAAGACACAAACAGCAGUUACUUCCGGGUCGUGCAUCAGCUUACCCGGGACCUCCACCUCUCCGUGCGUAACCUGCGACACCACACACUCUACGCCGUGGGUGUCGUAGCCUGCCACGCUCCCACCAACUGCACGUACACUGUGGAGGGGGAAACGCCCGAGGCUCCAUCGGUAGCGAAGUACCACCUUUGUAAAUUGUGCUCCAGCGUGCCUGCUCAAGCUGCUGCAACUACGGCUCUCAAUAAUACCUCGGACAUUGUUCCUGACGUCUCCCUCGCAGCCUCCGUGGACAACACCUCAGCGUCAGUCUCGUUGUCAUGGGCACCCCCCUCGUCCUCCAACGGCGAGGUCCUCUCCUACUUGUACUACUGCGCGCUUCACCAGAGUCCCAAAUCCAGCCACUGUGUAACCCGGACCCAGUUUGAGGAAGCAGGUCGGCAGGUAAUUUUGCGUGACCUCGUUCCGGGGAAAUACUCUUGCUGGGUCAGGGUCAGGUCAGAGGUCGGCGAUGGGCCAGAGUCGGCACCAAUUACCUUCGUCAUACCGGACAUGAGAGCUCCUGAAGACAAGGCGGCCGUUUGGUGGGCGGUGGGCGUGGCUAUUGUAGCCAUCUCUGCUCUGAUUGGCUUGUCAUUACGACGUCAUAGAUCACGUCAUAAAAUCCCCGACACAAUGGACGAAGUCGAAAACAACCCAUUCUAUCGAGAAGGCUUCGCUCCCUCCGAGAUGUUCCGCGAAAAUUACAUCCUGUGGCGUGACGACCUGCGUGUCCUCUUCGACCACCCGCUCGGCCACGGCUACUUCGGGAUGGUCUUCGCCGGGGAGCUGAAGGGCGGCGGCGGCGGCGGCGGCGGAGCGAAGAGGGUGGCGGUCAAGACGCACAGCGAGAGCGCGUCCACCGAGGAGAUCAAGCAGUUCCUGAAGGAGGCGGCGAUGAUGCAGGAUAUCAGGUGCCACCACGUCGUGGAGUUCAUAGGCGUGGUGGGGGACUACGCCCCCGUCUACGUCGUGAUGGAGCUCAUGCAGGAGGGGGACCUCAAGUCCCUCCUGAAGAAGCAGAAGGGGGCGGCGAUCACGGAUCAGAAGGUUCUCGAGAUGGCCGUCGAGGCAGCGGACGGAAUGUCGUACCUCGCCUCCCGGAGACUCGUGCACAGGGACCUCGCGGCGAGGAACUGCAUGCUGGACCACAGCCUCACGCUCAAGAUCGGGGACUUCGGCCUCACGCGGAACCUCAAGUCGGAUUAUUACAGGAGAGAGGGCCAAGGCUUGCUGCCGGUGAAAUGGAUGGCACCGGAGAGCCUCAAGUUCAGCCGCUACAGCACUCAGAGCGACGUCUGGAGCUACGGCGUCUUGCUGUGGGAGAUGGCCACUCGGGGGGUGACGCCUUACAAGAAUAAUACCAACGAUGACGUCAUCAGGCUCGUGGUUGAGAACAAGGCCACUCUGCCACGACCUCGAAAUUGCCCUGACCCGGUAUACAAGGUCAUGCGAAGGUGCUGGAAGUUCAACCCCUGUGACAGGCCCACGUUUCCCUCCAUCACGAAAUAUCUCCUGAAGCAAACGGGGGAACAAUUCCAAGAUAGCUUUGAACAGGUUUCCUUCAUCCACAACGCGGCGAGAGAAGCUAGUCGGCAUUGUUCCGGAAGUGAAGCCAGACCUGGUUACAUGGCCGAGGCGAGCCAGGAAGAGGAUUCGUUCUAUCACGACCUGAAUAACACCUCUGAUCUCAGUGAUGAAGGUUCGUUAGAGAAAGAGGCAAGCAGGGAGCAAAAGCGGCCCGACGCCCGGCCGCCCGCAGCCCGCAGCCACGCCCUCCGCUGUCCUCGCCGCCCGCUGCACCUCGCCUCCAGGCUGCAGUCGCUUUCGCAGCGUCGCUUCCCUCCCGCCUCCCCGCCCUCGCCUCAGUCCAGCGCCGCCGCCCCCCUCCUCGCCGUCGGGGAGAGCGCUGUCAGGGGGAGUGCCGUCGGGUCGCGCGUCCCUCCCGCCGAAGCCUCGGUGCCGACGCAACGCAGCGGGUCCUCCUCGAGCCACCGUCUUCCGCUCCAGAGGAACGUUCACGUUUACACGAAUUUCAUCACCAGAGAGCUACCUCAUGAGCCACGCCCCCAAGCAGCUUCCCCCUGGCCUGCGCGCUGUGGCUUCAGUCCUCGUGCCCAGGGGCACUGUUUGUGCCCCGUCAGUCACCUUCUCCCAAGGGUAGAUUUAACUACCGGUACUAUUCGGCCCGGAACUGAUCUUGGACCGCCUUGCCUCUCGUGCGCUGCAGUCAGACCUGCCCAAACUACUUGCAAAAAUUUCGUUACGCGCUGUGCUUCUCCCUCGUCUGGCGCGCUGCCAUCCCCCGGCGCGCUCGAAGCCCCGCUGAUGGGCUACAUGAGCGAGCCCCAGACGCCGGCGCAGCAGCACCCGAGCGCACCCCCGCCCGCCGCGGCCAGCGCCCCCUCCAGUCCCUCCGGCUCUUCGUCCCGCGGAGCCGAGCCUUUCGGUCUGCAGCGGAGGAAGCCCCGCCCUUUGUCCAGGGUCAGACUGGUUUCCUCUCAUCCUCGUGCCCUUACUCGCAAGAACGGCGUGCCCCGGACUGAUCGGAAUGCUCAAAGUAUUUUUGAAAUUAGCACUCUCUGCCAAAAGGAAUUGUUGCCGCUGGCAGUGAGCACGCCCUUCCUCUCCGCCGGCGCCGCGCGCUGGGCCGAGAACCACCAACCGCCUUCAGAUACCUCCGAAACCUCGUCACCUCGAAGAGUUCGAGCCAGCGAGUCAAGCGCCGCCACGCACGCGACUCACUUCGACAUAACCGGUUCGCUUAAAGAACCGCCUGUAUAUACGAUGCACGACCAGGCCUCCCUCCCCACACCGCCCGUUCUUCUGCUGUCCUCCGGCUCCGCAGCGCCAUCGAACGCUCCUCCUCCAGCUGUCGCCACAGCGAGUCCCAGCUGCGCGGAGCCAUCUGCCACAGCAGUUCUGCCACCUACCUCAUCCAGCUCCUCCACCGCACCAGCCUCCGCAGAUUCCCUCGCACCCCCUUCUGUACCGUCUCCGAAGAUACUGGCGGUCUUCAGUGCUACAAGUGACCUUGGCAAUCGCCACAGCAGUCGGUCCCCGGCGGCCGCCCGGCGCCAGAGGGACCUCGAGCUGAUGUGACAUAGGCCUGCAUCAUCUCUCGAGCCCAGAGGAUAGAGAUGGUUGCCUCGACUCUUCGUUUCUCUCUCGCUGUAGUCUGUAGACGGCGCCAGGUGCUAGGCCUCGGGCAGGACGUCGGGUGCCCCAUCGCCUGGGGCGGAACACGAGCCGGGGAGUUUGCUUCCCUCGUUGAUCGAGCGCAGGAAGGAGGGCGUUGAAGCACAGGGGAAGGGGGCUCACGAGAAUUA